GUGAGAUCGUCGUUCGUUCAAUGAGCAUUGGCAAUUUGGCAUUAAUACUAAUCAUAUUUCAACAGCGGGACAGCGCAAAGGAAUUGUACAAUAGAAGAUGAAAAGUUCAAGAUUAUUCCCAAGCCAUUUGGAACGGUUUAAAAUGAGACUGAUUGUUUUACUUUGCCUGCCUUUAUGUGCUUUAGCAGUCACAGAGUUGGCCAAAGAAUGGGAUUUUCUUUUGUUUGCCCAGUUUUGGCCAUCUUCAUCGUGCAUUUAUUUUGAACAUUCUGGUUGUGUUGUACCUGAGCAGGUUAAUGGCUGGACAAUACAUGGACUAUGGCCUUCAAUACCUGGCAGCUCAUCCCAGCCAGAGUUUUGUAACAACAGUAUGAAGUUUGAUGAGAAACAAAUUGAGGUGCUGAGACCCCAGUUAAAUGUGCAAUGGCCUUAUUACAACAAAAGUGGAGACCCAACUGAACUGUGGGAGCAUGAAUGGGAUAAACAUGGCACCUGUGCUUACAGCUUGCCCAUACUUAAAGGAGAGCUCAAGUAUUUCAAUCAAACUUUAGGAGUUCAUUCAGGGAUCAAUUUGCUGGAAAUUUUACAGAAGGCUAAUAUAGUUCCUUCAACAAGCGACACUUACCUGCCUCAAGAUAUCUAUAACGCUGUUUACUCAGGAGUUCAGUUAAUUCCAAACAUUGUUUGUAUGUAUAAUAAAGAGGAUAAGCAGCACUACUUGUCAGAGAUCUGGCUGUGUUUGAAUAAAGAUUUGACUGGGAGAAACUGUACAGAGGCCAACACAACUGAGCAGCACUUGAUGAGAAAACUUGGGAGCUCACACAAAGUUUUAAAGUUCAAGCCUGAAAGACAGUCUGGUUCCCAUCCAACUGCUGAUGUCACUAGCUAUUUCAAAGACUGCCCAAAUAAUACAGGGGUUUAUUAUACACCCAUCCCCCGUAACUAAGGUUCUUCAGCUGUUUAAUAACAGAGGGAAAAGUUUUUACUUGUAAAAUGGUAAAGGGAGACAGAUUUAAAAAAUUCAACUUUCAUUCAUUAGUCCUGUAAUCCACCAAGAUGAUCACAAUGUUCACCAGUGUUUCUUCCAGACUUUU
Physella acuta is the source of this 1094-nucleotide messenger RNA. RefSeq names its product ribonuclease Oy. Gene Ontology annotation, biological process: RNA catabolic process. Gene Ontology annotation, cellular component: extracellular region. Gene Ontology annotation, molecular function: RNA binding; ribonuclease T2 activity. The record is from RefSeq and is a predicted model, not a curated record. Lineage: Eukaryota; Metazoa; Mollusca; Gastropoda; Physidae.